Messenger RNA from Prosopis cineraria, 1287 nucleotides. RefSeq names its product copal-8-ol diphosphate hydratase, chloroplastic-like. The record is from RefSeq and is a predicted model, not a curated record. Gene Ontology annotation, molecular function: magnesium ion binding; terpene synthase activity. Bases 1 to 1287 code for a protein of 428 amino acids. The transcript is spliced from 9 exons. Gene Ontology annotation, biological process: gibberellin biosynthetic process. Gene Ontology annotation, cellular component: chloroplast. Lineage: Eukaryota; Viridiplantae; Streptophyta; Magnoliopsida; Fabales; Fabaceae.
AUGGCUGUUGGCCACUGGUCAUUGACCAUUGAUGGUCAAAGGGGUGGGAGUCCAAGGGUUGGCAUUACUGAAGGCGGCAUAUUUAAAAAUUUUGAGAAAGAUGGAGAGUUCUUCUGCUAUCCCGGUCAAUCAGAUGAAGGAGAAACAGUGAUAUUCAAUUUUUACAGAGCAACUCAAGUUCAAUUCCCAGGAGAGAUAAUUCUUGAUGAAGGCAAGACCUUUGCAAUUAAUUUCUUUUCGAAAAAACAAGCUACUAACCAAAUCCUUGAUAAAUGGAUCAUGUAUAAGGAUCUAUCUGGCGAGGUAAGCUAUGCGUUGGAUUUUCCAUGGGACGCAAGCUUGCCUCGUGUAGAAACUAGAUUUUACUUAGAACAAUAUGGUGGUGGAGAUGAUGUCUGGAUUUCCAAGAGCCUUUACAGGCUGCACAGGGUAAACAAUAACAAUAAUCUUGAACUUGGGAAAUUAGACUAUAACGUGUGUCAACACUUGUAUCGUAGGGAAUGGAAAAGAAUCCAAGAGUGGUACUCAGAAGGGGGACUAGAAAGUUUAGGAUUGAGUAAAGAAAGGCUUCUUUUGGCUUACUUUUUGGCUGUAGCCAACAUAUUCGAGCCUGAGAGAUCACAGGAACGGCUUGCAUGGGUCAAAACUUCUGCUCUUAUUCACACACUUACAUCCACAGAUCAUGACCGACACCAAAGAAAAGCCUUUGUGCAUGAUUUCAAUAACAUUAGUAGCUCCUUAAUUGAACGAUGGCUGAAUAAAAAUAGAAGCAAAGAAGGAUUACUGGGGACUUUAACAGAAACUUUGCAUUGCUUCUCCCAGAGCUCACCAGCGGCAAGUUUCGAUAUUCUUCAUGAUAUGUGGAAGAAGUGGCUAUUGGGAUGGCAAAGCGAAGGAGAUCAGUGGGAAGGAGAAGCUGAGCUGAUGGUGAACAUGAUUAAUAUUAAUGGCGGCUGCCAACUUUCUAAUGACUUACAGAUCAAUCCUCAGUACCAGAGACUCCUCCAACUCUCUAAUCAACUAUGCCACCAAUUACGUUCUCUCCAAAGCACCAAGGAAAACAAGAAUAAUGGAAGCCGCAUGGCCAACACAAGUGUCAGCUCCAAUCCAGAAAUAGGGGUGAAAAUGCAAGAGCUGGUGCAAUUGGUGCUCUCUUCUAAUGGCAUGGAUCUCAACAUGAAGAAGACAUUCCUCAAUGUGACCAAGGGUUUUUACUAUGCUGCUCACACUGAUCCAGACACUAUCAACUCUCACAUUGAAAAAGUUAUAUUUGAGAAAAUCAUAUAA